ACGAGAAGCGAAAAUGAAGCGAGGAGAAGCAGAUUGGCGAUAGCCCGCCUAUGGAGACUCCGAAGAAACGGCACGCUCAGCAAGAACCAACGCGAAUGUCGGAGAGACUCCAGCUGAGUUGCCGACACCCACCCAUGAAGAUCUCACCGAAACGGAAGACGCCACGACGCGGGACACGUGCGGGACGAAAGAUUCCAGCAAUAAUUGGAUCUAUUGGAAAACUCAAGUACGUGAUCGAGAACCUACGGGACCUGGCUGACCUCACAGUGGACGAAUUGAAACAGAUCUACGAGACCGAGGACGUGCAAUGGGAAGGGAAGAAGAUGCAAAUUGUCCUAGCUAUUGCCGAUAAACGAACGCAAGUGGCAUACGGAUCGCAUGACGAAGAGGACGUGGAGUAUGUCGCGGAUGACACGGGCACCAAGGAAAUUGCCGAGACAAGCCGAGAUGAGGAAGAGGAGGCACGCCGGAAAGGGAGUGAUGAGAGACGUAGGGAAGCAGAGCACCAGAAGGUCAACCAGGGUCUGAGGACAUUAACUCCGGUGAGGAUACGUACUGAGGAUGAUGAGGCAUGGAGCGUUGACCUCUUCUCAACGUUCGGAAAGAAGGAGAAGGAUGAUGCAAGGAACUUCAAACUAACCUCGCAAGGCGGCGAUAGCUGGUGUGGUGGAUGGAAAUCCAUAAGGAAAGCGUUCGGAAAUUCGAUCAUCGUAGUAAACGGAUCUAGCAAAAAGUUGUGCGAAUGUAAGCAUUUUCUGGAGAAGGGUGGGACAUGUGUGGUGAGUCGACUACGAAAGUGGAAGCCGAAGGUAGGUCCAGAUAAGCAAUUUUUGAUUUCGGCAUUGGGCAAUCCAAGCCGUGUGAACCAGUUGAAACGCUGUAGUCUUGAGGAACUAGUCAGAUUGAACGGAUCGGCGAAAGAAUUCCAGAGGGCAUCUACGAUGGCCUACCUGCGAAGGCUGAUAAGCCGAACGAUUAAGGAAGGGUUUGCUUGGCAUGUUAAUGCGAAACUGACUGUUCGUUUGAAAUUCGAUGAUAGGAUACGUAUGGUUGAAGUGAGGAAACUUGUUAAUGAUAAGCUACAGGAGAUGGAGUUGCCUGUCUGCUUGAAGACAGUUGCGCGAAGUCAGAUUCGUAUCGUAGGAACUAAGAAUCCCUCGGUAGUUGACUCACUGCACAAUCAGCGAGUAUUUGCGAGAGCAGAGGUACUGACCUGUACUUGUGCUGGACUACCCUAUCCUAGGAUAGGAGAUCACAUGCAGUUUCGCCUUCAGGAGAUGGAGGGCGUAGAUCCCCUGCUAUGUUACGCUAACAAUAUCCCGAAGCUACCUCACCCAGACCGUGUGCAGUUGCUUAGGAAAGAGAUUACCGAUGGACUGUUGGGUUGGAGCAACUGUAGGGCACAGACGACGUCGGUUAGCAAGGAGGAAGUGGCUAGGUGUAUCACCACGAAUCACAUGCAGCAGGGAGAUGGUAGGUUUCUGAGCAUGAGCAAAGUGAUGGAUCUGAAGAGAAAGCUGGAGGGACUAGUACUGACCCCCCUGGACCAGAACCCAGGAGAAACAUUGGUACUAUGCUCGAAAGUGUACUACGAGGCGAUGAUUUCCCUGUUUGUAGGCAAUCCGGGUUACGUUCCGGUUGACAUAGAGGAGAAGGAGAUUCUAAGAAGAUCGAAGCAAGCCCUGAAGGAUGAGGGUUUGCUUAAGUUCGCAAGAUGGGACAAGAAAGGGCGGCAGACUGAGGAUGACUCCCGUUCUUUUGCACCGCUUCUGUGGCUUGGUGUUGAUGGCUUUGUUGCUAGUAUGCGCCCAUCAGUUUACACACCAGUACCUGAUGAGGAAGAGGAGGAAGAGGAGGAAGAGGAGGAAGAGGAGGAAAAGGAGGAAGAGAAAGGGGAGGAAGAGGAGGAGGAGGGGGAGGGGGAGGGAGAAGUGGAAGAGGAGGAAGAGGAGGAAGAGGAGGAAGAGGAGGAAGAGGAGGAUGAGGAGGAGAGGGUUCAUCAUCAUCAUCGUUCUGAUUAAUCAUCUCAAUGUCUAUGAUGGUGAUGAGAAUGAUAAUGCUGCGGUUGGCCAUCAUGGUGAUGACGAUCGUGAAGUAGCGAAGGUCUUGUGAG
Molecule: messenger RNA, 2113 nt
Organism: Chara braunii
Lineage: Eukaryota; Viridiplantae; Streptophyta; Charophyceae; Charales; Characeae
Source: the annotation of a GenBank genome assembly